Loxodonta africana (African savanna elephant) is the source of this 4557-nucleotide messenger RNA. RefSeq names its product SLC51 subunit beta (gene SLC51B). NCBI's taxonomy places the organism in Eukaryota, Metazoa, Chordata, Mammalia, Proboscidea, Elephantidae. Gene Ontology annotation, cellular component: protein-containing complex; plasma membrane. The transcript is spliced from 4 exons. The record is from RefSeq and is a predicted model, not a curated record. Gene Ontology annotation, biological process: bile acid and bile salt transport. The coding region runs from base 4106 to 4492 and encodes 128 amino acids. Gene Ontology annotation, molecular function: protein heterodimerization activity; transmembrane transporter activity.
GCAUCCCACUGAUCUCCUGCUCCCUCAGGAGUUCUCUGUUGUGCUCCCUGUCAGGGCAGUCAUUGAUUGUGGUCGGGCACCAACUAGUUCUUCUGGUCUCAGGAUGAUGUAGGUCUCUGGUUCAUGUGGCCCUUUCUGUCUCUUGGGCUCUUAGUUGUCGUGUGGCCUUGGUGUUCUUCAUUUUCCUUUGCUCCAGGUGGGUUGAGACCAAUUGAUGCAUCUUAGAUGUCCGCUUGUUAGCAUUUAAGACCCCAGACGCCACAUUUCAACGUGGUGGUCUUUCUUUUUGAGUUAGAAUUUUGUUCUACAUUUUUCUCCAGCUCUGUCUGGGACCCUCUGUUGUGAUCCCCUGUCAGAGAAGUCAGUGGUGGUAGCUGGUCACCUUCUAGUUGUACUGGACUCAGUCUGGUGGAGGCUGUGGUAGAUGUGGUCUGUUAGAGAAAUUUAUUUUCUUACACUUUAGGAGGCUAAAAGUUUGAGUUCAGGGUGCUGGCUCUAGGGGAAGAUUUUCUUUCUGUGUCAGCUCUGGAGGAAGGUCCUUGUCUCUUUGAGCUUCUGCUCCUGGGUGAUCUUCAUGUGGCUUGGCAUCUCUCCCCUCUCUGCUUCUUGAUUGCCUGUUUAAUCUCUUUUAUAUCUCAAAGAGAUUGGCUUAAAACACACCCUACACUAGUCCUGUUUCAUUAAGAUAACAAAGAAAACCCAUUCCCAAAUGAGAUUAUAACCAGAGGCAUAAAACCCAAACAAAACCCGGUGCCGUUGAGUUGAUUCCAACUCAUAGCGACCCUAUAGGAUAGAGUAAAACUGCCCCAUAGUUUCCAAGGAGCGCCUGGUGGAUUCGAACUGCCGACCCUUUGGUUAGCAGCUGUAGCACUUAACCACUACACCAUCGGGGUUUCCAACCAGAGGCAUAGAGUUUAGGAUUUACAACUCAUAGUUGUUUAGGGACACAAUUCAAUCCGUAACAGUCACCUUGUGAACUGAAUGCUCCACUCUUGCCCCUACCCAGCAGGUUCCUUUGCACACAGGGGGUUUCAAGUUGGGUACCACAUAGGAGAUUCCUAGGGAAUAUGGGCAGGAAGACUGUCCCCAGAAGACCUCUGAGGACCUUUAGUGGUGAGAUACUGCAUUCCCAAGGCCUGUGCAGUGGCCUUCUUGAGUAUGAGCACAUACUCUUGAAGUUGGCCCAGGCUAUAGAGGGGAGACCAGAUUCCUUUUCUCCACCACACAAAGUCUUUGUUCCAGCGACCCUGGACCAGUCCCUUUUCCUAAAGUAUGCAUACUUACAUCCCCACCUCUGUGCCUUUGCACGUGCUACCCUUCCGGGAUUGCCGUCCCCAUGGCCCAUCAUCUAAAUGGUAUCCAUUCUUCAAUAUCCAGCUCGGAUAUCCCCCUGAAGCCUUGCACUUUCACCUCCAUGGAUUGAAUGUCUUUUUCUCUGCACCCUCUUAUUGCUCUGUGGGAACCUUGGCUUCCCACAUGGUUUGGUAUUAUUGAGGGGAGUUGUCUAACGUGUGCAUAGACAUAGGCAAAUUCACCUGUGUGCUGAACAGAGAAGAGAGAGGCAAAGAGGAAGAGACAGACUAUUUCCAGUGACUCCGCUCAUCAGAGUAUAUAUGAGAGGGAGAGUGAGAUGGGACUGCCAAACCUGCUAUUUCCUCAGCCAAGUUCCCUUCCGGUAUUUUGUCUUAGGGUAAGCAGAGUGUCAUUCUAACAUUUAAAGAGCAGGCUUUUUCCAUGCAACACAACCUAUAAAUGCAACCCAAAUAGUCAUCUGGGUAAUUUUGACAGAUUUUCACCCUAGAACCUGGCCGCUGUCUAAAAUGUGACACUUUGUAUUUGCGUUCCUGUUGUUUUUCCCGUAGCUGGUUUUAAGCUUCUGGAGCCUGCCUCACCCUACGUUUAAUUUUCAGCAGUCCAAUCUCGCCACAGGUAGCGCUGUCCACUAGAGCUGCUUGGAACUCCUCACAGCGCCCUCUGCCGACCACACAGGAACUACUGUGUCUGAGGGGCCCUUGUCAAUCGUGUUUUCCUUCCUCCAGAGCUACCUCCUGCCAUUAACAUCUAAUUUUCUGGUGGAAGGUCUUUUGAUUUGCAGUAAAUUCCCAGCCACCCCCAAAAAGAACAUAACAUUAUUGCAAUGGCUGAAAGUUAUCCCAGGAUGCUGAAACGAAAGUAUUACUGAAACCUCUUGGUGGUGAGUGUGGGGUGUCCGGAGGGUCCAGUUCCCAGCUCAGGCAAAAUCACUGCUGAAACUAUUAUAAAGCACCCAGCAAAGAUGAGGACGCCAGGACUGAAUGGCAAGAAUUUUUAGGUAAUAAAUGAAGACGUUCAUAGAUGCUUGCUUCAGUUUCCAGAAACUUCUCUUCCCUGAAGAAUGGAACACUUCUCCAUGUUGAAUCAAUACCAUUAUCCCAGGUUUUGGGUCUGGGCGACAAGACAAUGGCAGUGUCAUUAACAAAGAGAAAGAACCUGUCUAGUGGCAAAUAUGGCAAUGCUGCAGCUUUGAACUCUUUGAAACUGACUGAUGAGAUGGAGCAAGUGGAAAUGUUUGGUAGAACACUGGAAUGUGGGAUUGGCCUCCAUGGCUGGGGGGUGGGAGAGCUGAUUCUGGAGUGGGAGGAAGCAAGAGUCCUCUCCCUGUUUCCAUCAUCCCACCCUACCCCUAACCCUGAAUUCGGCCGGGUGAGAAGGUCGGCCACAGAUUAAAUGUCUGUGUGACUGUGUGUGUUUUCUUCCUUGGUUAGAGAGAUGCCAGAAUGUUGCCUUGAUAGCUUGAGGAAGACAAGCCCCUUUUGGGUGAGACCACAGGUAUCUUCCCCUCCUCUCCACAGGAGGGUCCACAGAAAGUCCUCAGAAUGUUCUCCGCAGGAGGACAGGCCGAUGCGUCUACUCAGUGUGUGUGUGUUGUGUAAUCGAUGCUUUUGCAUUGAGGGUCAAAAACGGAGAGCAGUCAGAUCCCUGGGAGAGAUGGAGGAGGGAUAUGAGGAAAAAAAUGACCAGAACUCUGGUCUGCAAGGUGGCAGAUGCCUGAGUCCAUCAGAACUCCUGCUUGUGGCCUGGGAAACCAUGCCACGCGCGUGACCAGGGGAAGGUCGGCCCCACACAAGCUUCGUGCAUGACUCUGGUUGCAGUCGAAGUCCACUAGGUGGCGCUGUUCUCCGGUCUGUCUAGUCGUGGAGCGCGGUGGACGCUUCUCUUGCUCCAGCACCUCCACGUCUGACUAGGCUGUGUCGUUACUGUCUCCUGUGGUCUUUGUAGAAGUUGUCAUUCCUCCAUCUGUCCAGCCGCUCGGUAAAUCAAGGCUGGGGGUGCAAGGCCACAUGCUGGGCACGGACUGGGACAUGCUCUUACAGAGGAUACACGAAUGUUAAGAUGGCUGUUCUGUGCAACAGACUACCCCCAACCAGGAACCCGGGAUGUCUUUCCACCCCAGGGGAGAGCUUGAAGAGGCAGGGUGGGCCCGCAGGACUGAAUGGCCCCUAGGAGAGCCUCUGGAGAGGUACAUGACAUCUGAGGGACAUCAGGAGCCCCAGGGUGGGAUGCCAGAUGUGGUACCACAGGUAGGAGAAGCAGCUGAGGGAUACCCAAGCUAGUAAACCUGGUAAACCAAGCGAUAUCUCAAGUAGACUUAACCAAAACCAAACCAGUUGCUGUCCAGUCCAUUCAAUUCGAACUAAUGAUGACCCCAUGUAUAAAACCCAACCAAACCCAUUGCCAUCCAGUCGAUUCUGACUCACAGCGACCUUACAGGACAGGCAAAACUAUGGAUCCUGUUUGUGUGCUUGGGUUUCCAAGGCUGUAAUCUUUAUGGAAGCAGAUUGUGACAUCUUUCUCCCCAGGAGCAGCUGGCGUGUUGGAAUCGCUGACCUUCCUUCCGGCUAGCAGCCUCGCUUUAACUACUACGCCACUAAGGCUUCUUUGACCCCGUGUAUGCAGAGUAGAAUUGUGCUCCACAGGGUUUUCAAGGCUGUAAACUUUCAGAAGCAAGGCUGCCAGGCUUUUCUUUCAAGGCACCUCUGGGAGUCCUCAGGGCCAGAAAGGCAGCUGGGGGGCCAAAAGGCCCUGAGAACUUUGUUGCCAGGAACACACCCCAACCAGGAGCAGCAUGGACCAUGGCGAGGGGGCUGCCAGAGCCCCAGCUGGCACUGCUGUGCCUCAGGAGUUGCUGGAAGAAAUGCUUUGGUUUUUUCGGGUAGAAGAUGCAUCUCCUUGGAAUUACGCCAUCCUUACCCUGGCCUCCAUGGUGAUCGUGAUAAGCACCAUACUCCUGGGAAGGAGUAUCCAGGCAAACAGAAAUCGAAAGAAGCUGCUACUGGAAAAACAAACUCCAGAAGUCUUAUAUUUGUCUGAGGCCAGAAACAAAGAUGACAACAGCACGGACAUCCUAAGAGAGACUUUGCUCUCAGAAAAGCCACACUUGACCCAAGUGAAAAUUGAAUUUAAAGAUCGAGAUGUCCCAUUGGUUCUCACUCCAGACCUCCCAGACUCUUGAGAGCAAUACCUACCCUCAGCCAGGGCCCUGGUCAGGCUCACUGGCCUGAAACCUCUCCGGUUUUG